AUUACCGCGUGGCGAGUUGAACUUUCAUCGUCACCUUCAUUUUUAGAGAGAGAAGAGGAGACAGCAGAGAGAGACGAGUUUUUGGAAAUCGAGCAUCAAAAUCCCUCACCUGUCCCUUCCGAUCCGAACACGACGAUCUCCACAAUUCAAACACUGAAAUCGCCUCUAGAGAGAGAGAGACAUACACGGGAGCUGACAGAAGCUUGAAGAAACAAAAAUGGCGUCUUUCGACUCUUUCCGCCACGACGGCGACGACCAAACCCACCUCCACGACGAUCCUGCCGCUGGUGGACCCUUCGACGACGACAGUUACGCCGCCUACAGCGAGUUCUCCUCCUCCGAACCAUUACCCCAAGACGACGCCGUCGCCGACCACGGUUACGGCUUCGGCAUGCCUUCGCCUAGCCCGGACUUCUCUUCUCCCUUCGAAUCGGCCGUUCUGGAGCCCAAUGGAAAUGGAAAAUCCUACGAAGAAGAUGUUGGGGACGAUGAUGAUGGGGGCAUUUUCGCAUCGGACGAACCGAUUUUGCCGCCGCCGGAGGAUAUGCGAGAGGAAGGGUUCGCUCUGCGCGAAUGGCGUCGGUGAGCUUUUUGUCCAUUUCUUUCCCUUUUUGAUCUAAAUAGACACGUUAAUUUGGUG
Morus notabilis is the source of this 640-nucleotide messenger RNA. Its product is annotated as clathrin light chain 1-like. The transcript has a single exon. Gene Ontology annotation, biological process: clathrin coat assembly; intracellular protein transport; clathrin-dependent endocytosis. The record is from RefSeq and is a predicted model, not a curated record. Lineage: Eukaryota; Viridiplantae; Streptophyta; Magnoliopsida; Rosales; Moraceae. Bases 218 to 586 code for a protein of 122 amino acids. Gene Ontology annotation, molecular function: structural molecule activity; clathrin heavy chain binding. Gene Ontology annotation, cellular component: plasma membrane; clathrin coat of trans-Golgi network vesicle; clathrin coat of coated pit.